GACCAUAAAUGCCAAAUGAUUUACAUCAUCACGCUAUUCUCAAGUGUAACCACCGCACCACAUUCCAAAACGCAGCGCGUUAGACUUGGAAACAGCUAAGCCCCUGAACCAAAUACGUCUCCCAGCUUUUAUCCGUCUCUUUUCCAGAUUUGGAUUUUCGAUUCGUGGAGGGGAUUGGGCGGAUGCUAUUGUGAGGAUCGAAGGUGAGAGAGAGAAAGCGGGAGAGGUGGGAUGGGUUCGAAGUUGGAAGGGCCUUCGGCACCAGCAGUUCGUCGGGACCCGUAUGAGGUGUUGAGCGUAUCCAGAGAUUCAACAGAUCAGGAAAUUAAGACUGCUUACAGAAAGCUUGCUCUUAAGUAUCAUCCUGACAAAAACGCCAGUAAUCCUGAAGCAUCAGAACUUUUCAAGGAGGUUGCAUAUUCUUAUAACAUCUUAUCUGACCCAGAGAAAAGAAGACAAUAUGACAGUGCAGGGUUUGAGGCUCUGGAUUCUGAUAGCAUGGACAUGGAAAUUGACUUGUCCAACCUUGGAACUGUCAAUACAAUGUUUGCAGCAUUAUUCAGCAAGCUGGGUGUCCCUAUUAAGACUACAGUUUCUGCAAAUGUUCUUGAAGAAGCUUUAAAUGGAACUGUCACAGUCAGACCACUUCCAGUUGGAACAUCAGUCAGUGGAAAGGUAGACAAACAAUGUGCCCACUUCUUUGGCGUAACAAUAAAUGAGGAACAAGCCCAAGCAGGGAUUGUAGUUAGAGUUACUUCAUCUUCACAAAGCAAAUUUAAGCUACUUUAUUUUGAACAAGAUGCCAAUGGUGGUUAUGGCUUAGCUUUACAGGAAGAUAGUGAGAAAACUGGCAAGGUGACAUCUGCAGGGAUGUAUUUCUUACAUUUUCAAGUGUACAGAAUGGAUUCAACUUUGAAUGCGUUAGCGAUGGCUAAGGACCCUGAAGCUGCUUUCUUCAAAAGGUUGGAAGGUCUUCAACCUUGUGAGGUCUCAGAACUAAAAGCUGGCACUCACAUAUUCGCUGUUUAUGGGGAUAAUUUUUUUAAAACUGCUUCUUAUACAAUUGAGGCACUUUGUGCUAAGUCAUAUGAGGAUACAACUGAGAAGCUUAAGGAUAUUGAGGCCCAGAUUUUAAGGAAGAGAACUGAGCUACGCCAAUUUGAGACAGAAUACAGAAAGGCAUUGGCACGCUUUCAAGAAGUGACCAACAGAUACGGCCAGGAAAAGCAGUGUGUAGAUGAGCUGCUGAAACAGCGGGACAGUAUCCACUGUUCAUUCACCGUAACCAAGACAGCUAAUAAUAGUAUUAUUAGUGGAAGUGGUAGUAAUAUGAGUAAUGGAAGUAGUAGUAAAAUUCCUAAUGAUGAUUUGAAGGUUGAGAGUCCAGGGGAAGAUGUAAGCUCGGAAGGAAAGGAUAAAUCAAGCAAAAAGAAAUGGUUCAAUCUCAACCUGAAGGGAUCUGAUAAAAAGUCUGGUUGACAAGGAGUGUUGUGAUGGAUUUGUAUUAUUUGAAUGGUUUUAGUUUUCCAUUCUUACACUGAAAUGCGUUGGCCACCAGCUUGCUGCUUCAAGGCUCCCCUUGUAUACCUUGUUUCAUUCGUUUCUUCCUCCCGGGGUUUUCCUAGCUUGUUCAGUGUGGCAUGUUACAGUACAGUCCCUACUAGACAUCACAAAAUUUUAAGGUAUGUGUAUUUGUAUUCGUACAGUCAUCUUCACACUCAUAGAUUUGGUCCUCAUCUGCGGAGUUAAUGUAGCAACCCAAGCAUAUAGUGUUUUGAAACUGUAAUAAAAGAUCCAUUGGUUUGGUUGUUAUAAGAACGAAUUCGACACUUUUUUCUUUGUUCGCUGAACAAAGGAACCUUA
Messenger RNA from Vitis vinifera (wine grape), 1863 nucleotides. RefSeq names its product chaperone protein dnaJ 15-like. The coding region runs from base 232 to 1479 and encodes 415 amino acids. The record is from RefSeq and is a predicted model, not a curated record. The transcript has 12 exons. NCBI's taxonomy places the organism in Eukaryota, Viridiplantae, Streptophyta, Magnoliopsida, Vitales, Vitaceae.